AUGAAAUCCAACCAAGAGCGGAGCAAUGAAUGCCUGCCACCUAAGAAACGAGAAAUCCCUGCCACCAGCCUGCCUUCGGACGUGAAGCCAGUCCUGCCAAAUGAAAACCACCGUGCGGAUAACCUACCAUGGCUCCCCAGCACACCCAGUGCCCAGAGCAGCCUGGGGGGCCGGCACCGGCCCAUGGGGACAUCGUCGGUGGAGGUGGGCUUGCAGCAGGGUUUGCACAAGUCGCUGUCUGCAGGGCUGGACUAUUCCCCGCCAAGCGCGCCCCGCUCUGUUCCAGCCUCCACGACUCUUCCCACGGUGUACUCACCUGCCCUCUCCCAGUCAGGGACACCCAUUUCCCCUGUGCAGUACACACACCUGCAGCACACCUUUCAGUUCGUCGGGCCCCAGUACAGCGGAUCAUACACCGGAUUCAUCCCCUCACAGCUGAUUUCCCCAACAGCCAAUUCUGCGACGGGCGCCGUGGCGGCGGCCACGGCCGUUGCGACCACUCCAUCCCAGCGUUCCCAGCUGGAGGCUUAUUCCACUUUGCUGGCCAGCAUGAGCGGCUUAAGCCAGCAGGGGCACAAAGUUGAGCCGCACCUGGUCAGGACGCCUGGACUGAUCGCCGCUGGGUCUCCUCCACCCACCCAGCAGAACCAGUAUGUCCACAUUUCCAGCUCUUCCCAGAGCACUGUUAGGAACGUCUCUCCUCCAACCAUCCCGGUCCCCCUGCACCCCCAUCAGACAGUGAUCCCACACACCCUCACCCUCGGCCCUUCCUCCCAAGUGGUGGUGCAGUACACCGACUCGGGGAGUCACUUUGUCACCAGGGAUCCCCCCAAGAAGCCAGAGAGCAGCCGGCUGCAGGUGAUGCAGGCCAAGGAGGUACUGAACGGCGAGAUAGAGAAGAGCCGGAGGUACGGCAUUUCACCCUCCACAGACAUGGGUCUAGUCAAAGCAGGCAAUAAACCAGCUCCCCAUCAUUACGAGACCAGGCACGUGGUGGUCCACUCGAGCCCCGCUGAGUACGGUGUGCGGGAUUCCUCAGGUGUCCGAGCCUCCGUUAUGGUGGUCCCCAACAGCAGCACGCCCACGGCGGACAUGGAGGUGCAGCAAGCCACCAACUGCGAGACCUCUCCCUCAACCCUCAACGACAAGGGAAGCUUGCACUUAGGAAAGCCAGCCCACCGCUCCUACGCCUUGUCUCCGCAGCAGGCUCUAGGCCACGAGGGGGUGAAGGCGGUGGCCACGCUGUCCCCUCACACCGUCAUUCAGACUACCCACAGCGCCUCCGAACAACUCCCCGUUGGGUUGCCGGCGACAGCCUUCUAUGCCGGGACCCAGCCACCGGUGAUCGGCUACCUGAGCGGGCAGCAGCAAGCCAUCGGCUACCCCCGACAGCUCCCGCUCCCCGGCACCCAGUCCCUGCUGAUACCAGUCGGUGGCGCGGCCGUCGAGCCGUCGGGAGUGGCGCCUGCCAUCGUCACGACAUCUCCUCAGUUUGCAGCAGUGCCUCACACGUUCGUCACCACCGCUGUCCCCAAAAGCGAGAACUUCAGCGCGGAGCCCCUCACCACCCAGCCCGCCUACCAGGCCACCAUGGUGCAGGCACAGAUCCACCUGCCCGUGGUACAAUCCAUCGCGUCCCCUGCCACCGCGCCUCCCACGCUGCCCCCCUACUUCAUGAAGGGGUCGAUCAUUCAGCUGGCUAACGGGGAGCUGAAGAAAGUCGAGGACUUGAAAACAGAAGACUUCAUCCAGAGCGCGGAAAUUAGCAACGACCUGAAAAUAGACUCCAGCACUGUGGAGAGGAUUGAAGACAGCCAUAGCCCAGGCAUUGCUGUGAUACAGUUUGCAGUUGGGGAGCAUCGAGCACAG
Pterocles gutturalis (yellow-throated sandgrouse) is the source of this 1869-nucleotide messenger RNA. RefSeq names its product ataxin 1 (gene ATXN1). The transcript has a single exon. Gene Ontology annotation, biological process: nervous system development; negative regulation of transcription by RNA polymerase II. Gene Ontology annotation, molecular function: protein binding; RNA binding. Lineage: Eukaryota; Metazoa; Chordata; Aves; Pterocliformes; Pteroclidae. Gene Ontology annotation, cellular component: nucleus. The annotation marks the transcript as partial. The record is from RefSeq and is a predicted model, not a curated record.